Mesocestoides corti is the source of this 684-nucleotide messenger RNA. NCBI's taxonomy places the organism in Eukaryota, Metazoa, Platyhelminthes, Cestoda, Cyclophyllidea, Mesocestoididae. The record is from the annotation of a GenBank genome assembly.
AUGCGAGCAGCUAGAAAGAUUUGGGUGACUUUGGUGACGACCGGUGAGAUCUUCGUCCUCGCAGCAAUAGCCACCAACCUGACGGCCAUUUGCACUCCCAAUUGGAUGGAGUACAACAUCGACAAGUCUGAUUUUUACCCAAACAGAGGACUUUUUCAGAACUGCAAGGGAUCACUUAAUAGCGAGUGUCUCGAGAUCUCGAAUCCGCUUCACGCCUCUCUAGAAUGCAUACGAAUCGCAGACUGGGCCUUCGAAUUAGCAGCCCUGCUCCUUGAAACUGUCACGUCAUUUGGUUGCAUUUUUUACCUAUUGUUGGUACGCUACUGCAUUAGCAAGCCAAGUGCCCAGAGCGCCCAAACAUGCCUAGCCGUCUCCGGUUACCUCCUUUGGCUGUCAGGUUUGGGCAUUCAGUUUUACGUUACCUGCCUUUUGCAAUAUUUUGAAUUUUUGUUAACAGCAAACAUAUCCUUGCUUAUUCAGGCGGACUGGAAUGGACUCACCCAAAAUUAUGGUCAUUCCUCUUACCUGAUUUGGUCCAGUGCCGGACUCAGUGUAGUCGCAAGUUGGCUGUGGAUAGUGGCCUCAUUUGUACAGCCGCCGCCACACAUCUCACCCUCAAUGGGUGCUUUGACAACUUCAUCAACAGUUCCUCUCUAUCCACUAGCGCCUAAACAAGCUUCUUAA